CCUUCUCUGUGUGCCACAGCGCCCCCUUGUGUGUGGCCGCGGGAUGAGCCUCCACCGGAUUGGCUGAGCGGUUGUCAGUAGUGUUUACAGGAAACAUGGCUUCUGCUGGAGAGCUUCAAGAAAUGGAAGUGGACCGGAGGGGUGAGUCCGAGGAGUCCGGGGAUGAUGAGACCAGGAGGAAGAGUAUCAAUGGAGACGUGGACCCCAAUCAGCCCGCUGCCACAAGUAAAGAAGAGUCUCCUGUUGACAUGGACACCAUAACGUUGGACCCUGAGGAAGAGGAUGUUGAUCUUGUUCAUUGUCGUAUUGGAAAGAUUGAAGGAUUGGAGGUGCUACAAAAGGCCAAAACACUCUCCUUACGACAAAACCUCAUUAAAAAGUUAGAAAACCUUGACAGUUUGACGUCACUGCAGGAACUAGAUCUCUACGACAAUCAGAUCCGCAAACUGGAGAACCUGCACACCCUCACACAGUUGGAGCAGCUCGAUGUGUCCUUCAACGUUUUGAGGAAAGUGGAGGGUUUGGAGCAGUUGACCCAGCUGAAGAAGCUUUUUCUACUUCACAACAAAAUUAGCAGCAUUUCCAACUUGGAACACUUGACAGGCCUGGAGAUGCUGGAGCUGGGUUCCAAUCGAAUCAGGGUUAUAGAGAACCUGGAUACUCUCGGAUCAUUGCAAAGUUUGUUUCUUGGCACCAAUAAAAUAACUAAGUUUCAGAAUUUGGAGGGUUUGCACAACCUGACUGUCUUAAGUAUUCAGAGUAAUCGGAUUACUAAAAUUGAGGGUAUGCAGAACCUUGUCAACCUGAGAGAGCUCUAUCUGAGCCACAAUGGCAUUGAGGUCAUCGAGGGCUUGGAGAACAAUAAAAAGCUCACAACCCUGGACAUUGCAGCCAAUCGUGUAAGAAACAUUGAGAACAUCAGUCAUCUGACGGAGCUGCAGGAAUUCUGGAUGAACGAUAAUCAAAUUGACAACUGGUCAGACCUCGAUGAGCUGAAGAACGCCAAGUCUCUGGAGACGGUCUAUCUCGAAAGAAACCCGCUACAGAAGGACCCACAGUAUCGACGAAAGAUCAUGCUGGCGCUACCCAGUGUACGCCAGAUUGAUGCAACCUUCAUCCGCUUCUAAACUGCUGUAUACGACAAACCUGCCAACUUCACAGUGUUCUCCCUCACCUCUCUCACCUCCCUCACCUCCCUCACCCCUCUCACCUCUCACCUCACUCCCCUGCCUCCCCUGCCUAUAGAAACACAUUGGCCUCACUGAAUCAUUAUAGUCACUUCAUACACAAAUAUACAUUCCAACAAUAAACUCCCCCAGGCUCACUCAACAUACAUGCAUGCAUGCAUGUAUGCACUCAUUCACACCUUGAUCUAUACUAUUGUUAGGAGGCUAAGUUAAUUAUUAAGCUGGAUAUGAGCUGUGAAAGUACCUGAAGCCCAUCGCACCCCCACAUUUCCUCUGCACUUGUUUUUAUUUUAUUAUUUUGCAUGUGUAGGACACUGUAUGGAGACAUCUCCCUCCUCAUUCAUACAGUGCCCAUUAGCAAAAUAAGAAACCAGUCUCAUUUACUGCAUUGUUGAAGUUGCACUGCGAACAUAAGACAGGAAAAGGGUGGCAUUGUUAAUAGUUGAAGGACUUUAUUGUGACUUUAUUCCUUCUGGUUGAACAGGAUGAGACUGUUCUCACCCCGUACAACAAUUAAACACAUUAAUAGGAGAUUCCAUGACAAAACAUAAUUUAUGUAUUUUAAUCUUCGGAAUACAUACUUAUUGUCUUAUUUACAAACAUGUUUGUCACGGAAUCAUCUAAAAUGAACCCGACGCAGUUCAGUAACGUCCAUGUUUUCUAAGGCAAACAUAUCAGCAUAAACUGAAGAGUCAUUUUAAUGAAGAAGUCUAUUCCUUCAAAACAGCUCAGAGGCCGAUUUUCUGUUCAACAAGAGGGACUUGUGCAGUAAAAUAAAGCUCAUGAGAAUGUAAGAUCAUUUUAAUGUGUUCAUAAAGAUUGUUUGUAAUCAGUGGUACAUCACCCCCGCCCCACUUCUGUACGUCACUGCCCACAUUUUGUUUUUCACCCGUGUCCAUUGGUUUGCUUUGAUUGUUUGUCAUCAGGUUUAUGCAAAAAGUGCAGAAGCAAUUCUUCUACCACUUGGUAGUGGGAUUGGUCAUAGGCCAGGGAAGAACCCGUGAAAUUCUGAUGCAGUUCAUGUAAGAGGGGUGAAUCUAGUAAUUUUUAUUCACCUUUGUGCUCUGAGUGGUAUUGUUUUUUGUAACCUUAAAUACAUCACUGAUAACAACCUUGGUUCUCUUUUGGUCAUACAUUUUAUCUGAAGUGAUCACAGGAAAAUAUCGACUGUUUUUGAAGUAUAUUCACUGGUGAAGGGCAGAAGUUGACACUAACGAGUGAUGUUUCCCAAUGUUUGAUAAACUUCAUGAUGUGUGCAGA
Messenger RNA from Paralichthys olivaceus (Japanese flounder), 2447 nucleotides. It is a transcript of the gene ppp1r7, whose product is annotated as protein phosphatase 1, regulatory (inhibitor) subunit 7. NCBI's taxonomy places the organism in Eukaryota, Metazoa, Chordata, Actinopteri, Pleuronectiformes, Paralichthyidae. Gene Ontology annotation, molecular function: protein binding. The record is from RefSeq and is a predicted model, not a curated record.